GGUUGAGAUAGGAAUUUAUUUGUGGAGCAGUCAGUAUUACUGUAAGAAUGUAUUGUCCUCGGCUAAGACAGAUACCACAUAAUGCAGCCAUUCUGUAGUGUAUUCAUCCUUCAAGUAGUUUUCUUAUGGAUUUUUCCUUGUCACUGGACAUCAACUUCCACAUUUUCGGUGUUUCCGGUAGACAUUUGCCCUAAAAAUGAAACUGAAGUGGAAGAAGCCUCGGAAAAACUUAAUUGUUCUAUUGGUUUUCACGAAACUAAGAAUGAGUAUCACUGUGUACCCAUGUCAAACUUCACACAGCUUGUCGAGUUUUGUUAUCCGAAAACAAGUGGAUUGAUAGGAAAAGGUCUUUGCAUGGUUCUUUCGGGAAACAUUUUGGAUGCUCGGGAGUGCCACCAAUUUAACGAUGGAUGUCCUGAUAUCCUUUACACUUCCGAGACGAUGUACCAAUUUCCUGUCUGUUCGCUGAUCAAUAAAGAAUCCAAAUGCUAUUUGGCAGAUCCUGCAUGCCCUUCUCUCUGGCAGCCUUCAUCUACCCCCCGUCACAAAACCAUAACUAAUAAAAAUACCCCGAUGGAUACAGGUACAGCAACAAUGAUUAUAGUGAUUGGGAUUUUUACUCCUUUGAGUCUUCUGGUUCUAUCAGCUUUUGCCUACUUCAUGUUCAGAAGAAGACGGAUGAGAAAUGAGAAUGGUGGAAUUGAAGAGAUGGAGAACCUUUAUAAAGAAGAAGGAGAAAGCAGAGAUACAUUUGAAGACUGUGCCAUAGACGAUGACUUUCGAAAACGUUUCAAGCAAUACAUUGAAGAGGGGUCAGUAGAGGCAUGCCCAAUAUCACAAAUAAUCAUUGUUGGAGAGAAUGGAGUAGGGAAAACUACUCUUCUCUAUCGACUUCAAAGAAGAGGUCAGGCAGAAAUAGAUCAAAUACGAUCAACGAGAGGGGUCGAGUGUCACACAAAAAAAUCUGGAUUCAUCGUAACAGAUGGGCAACUCAAAAGAAAUAAAGAAGAGAAAAGCAAUUUAGCGGUACCCCCAGCAAGCGUAUUAGCAGGUGGAAAUUCAGCAUGGAGUUCGUUGGAGAAACAACUCCCCAAAGAAGAAUACAAAAGGAAGCAGAGUAAUGAUGAGAUACAUCAACUGGAUAUAGAAGAUGAUUGGAACAACUCAAGAGAAGGAGCAGCAAAUCGUAUGACAAAAGAAGACAUUAUCUCUGAUGAGAUGAAAAACUUAACCGAAGGUGCUAAAACUUCAGAAGGAGUUCCCGGUAUGUAUGGUCUGCUUUUCGAGUUCGAUAACAUGACGGAGCAAGCAGCGACUUUGAUCUGGUAA
Ostrea edulis (European flat oyster) is the source of this 1329-nucleotide messenger RNA. RefSeq lists its product as uncharacterized. The record is from RefSeq and is a predicted model, not a curated record. Lineage: Eukaryota; Metazoa; Mollusca; Bivalvia; Ostreida; Ostreidae. The transcript is spliced from 12 exons. Bases 82 to 1329 code for a protein of 415 amino acids.